Molecule: messenger RNA, 1398 nt
Organism: Talaromyces amestolkiae
Lineage: Eukaryota; Fungi; Ascomycota; Eurotiomycetes; Eurotiales; Trichocomaceae
Exons: 1
Coding region: 1-1398 (465 amino acids)
Source: RefSeq, a predicted model, not a curated record
AUGCGACUGAUCCUCUCUGUUGUGACAAGCCUUGUCGCUUGCGCAGUGGCCAAGCCCGUAUCUGUUGGAACAGACGAUCCCAUAGAACACGAUUCUUCGCAUCAUCAUGUCGCCCGCUCCGGUAUUUCAGGACUGCUGUCAACUGCAUCCAAGAACCUAACCUCAUCAAACCCAUACCUCUCUCAACAAGCGGCAUCAAUAAACUCCAAAGUCGAGAGCUUACUAUCAUUUUCCAAUAACGAGUCCACUAAAUCAAGCUCGACUGAAUCAGCCGCAGACAUUAUUUCAGCUAUCUUCAGCACCCGUCCUGCAGACCUGACCAUCUCGGUUGACCUCCUGCUAUCAACAGGCUUGCUAACCGGCGAGAUUCUCAACUUACUCAAUGGCUUCACUGAUUCCACACUAAAUUCCAUCUCGAACAACAAUGCCCUAGACCCCGAGACAACAAUAUACCCCUCGAAAUCAACGGAUGAUGCCCCUUACUCCGUCGACGAACACACGCUUCGAUCCGCAAUCUACAUCCCCGACUCAUUCUCAUACGGUGCAAACGGCAAAAUCCCCAUUCUUCUAGUACCGGGAACAUUUAUCCCUGCCGGCGUCACGUAUUAUUUCAGCUUCAGCAAGUUAGGUGAUCGCGCAAACGUCGACCCCGUCUGGGUAAACGUACCCGGCGACUCACUAGGCGAUGCGCAAAUCAACGCCGAAUUCGUCGCGUACGCAAUUAAUUACAUAUCCGGAAUAUCGUCCUCAUCCAAGAUAGGUGUCAUUUCCUGGUCCCAGGGCGGCCUCGACACACAAUGGGCUCUUAAAUACUGGCCAUCAACCCGCUCCGUCGUUCAGGACUUUAUCCCCAUCAGUCCGGAUUUCCAUGGUACUGAUUUGGCGUACUUCAUAUGUCCUGGGUUCCCAUUAUUGACGUGUACGCCCUCUGUUGUGCAGCAGGAGUACACGUCUAGUUUUGUGGCUACGCUGCGCGCUGAGGAUGGGGAUUCGGCGUUUGUGCCUACGACGGUGUUGUAUUCGAGUUUUGAUGAGAUCGUGGAGCCUCAGGGUGGGAUGUCGGCAUCGGCGUAUAUGCUUGACGUGCGUGAUGUGGGCGUUACGAAUGCGUGGACGCAGGAGGUUUGUGCCGGCCAAGUUGCGGGGGGUGUAUAUACCCAUGAAGGGAUGCUAUAUAACCCAUUGUCAUGGGCAUUAGCUAUCGAUGCGCUGACACAUGAUGGUCCCGGUGAUAUUUCGCGGCUAGACUUGGAUACUGUGUGCUCGACGUAUUUGGCAGAGGGGUUGUUGUUGGAUGAUCUAUUGGGGACUGAAGGGCUUCUAUUGCUUGCGUUAGUGAACUUGUUGGGAUAUGAGAGUUGGACGGCUGUUGAGCCGCCUAUUAUGGCUUACGCUUGA